AUGAAAUUCUCUACCAUCUUACCUAUACUUUGGGCAAGUUGUAAUCUAUGUAUGAUUAUCCCUGAAUUCGACGAAAUAGUUCGCUUCACUCAAAUUACUGAUGAUUCUCGAAAUACAAAGUCUCUAAAAAACUUGAGACAACAAUAUUCGGGGGGGUUUCUUAUGGGAGGGCUAGAUAACACUCACAAAACAGAGUUGAUUCCUUAUCGGUAUAUUGUAGUCUUCAAUGAGGAUAUUUCUAUCAAGUCUAUUGAAUCCCAUAGAAAGAUGGUACAAGAGGCACACAGUGUCUCUGUAAGCAAGCUUGCAGAAGAUGACGUAUUUUUGGAAGUGGUCUCCUCUUCAAUAGCACCUGAUUUGCAACUUGGAGGUAUUGAUAGCUCUUUUGAUAUAAACGGUUUAUUUCGAGGUUAUGCAGGCUAUUUCACAGACGAAAUCCUUAAUUUAGUUUCGCAAGAUCCACUCAUCAAGUUCAUCGAGCAGGAAAGUACGGUAAGAUUAUCUAACACAUCGAUGCAGAAAGACGCUCCCUGGGGAUUACACAGAAUUUCUCACAGAGAGAAAGCAAAAUAUGGCCAAGAUUUGGAAUAUUUAUAUGAAGAUGCGGCUGGAAGAGGAGUUACAUCGUAUGUACUUGAUACGGGAAUUGAUACGGAGCACGAGGAUUUUGAAGGGCGUGCUGUAUGGGGAGCCGUCAUACCGGGGAACGACGAGGCAUCUGAUUUGAAUGGCCAUGGGACCCAUUGUGCAGGGAUUAUUGGCUCGAAGCAUUACGGUGUAGCCAAAAAUACGAAAUUGGUAGCGGUUAAAGUUCUUCGUUCAAAUGGAGAAGGGACGGUUUCAGAUGUAAUUAAAGGUAUAGAGUAUGUGGCUAGGGAACAUAUAGAAUCCUCGAGGAAAAAGAGUAAGGAAUUCAAAGGAUCGACUGCUAACCUCUCUUUAGGAAGUAGUAAAUCAUUAGCAAUGGAAAUGGCUGUAGAUGCAGCUGUAGAUAGUGGUGUUCAUUUUGCCAUUGCAGCAGGGAAUGAAAAUGAAGAUGCUUGUCUUAGCUCGCCAGCAGGUGCUCAAAAAAGCAUUACUGUAGGUGCUUCGACAUUCAGUGAUGAUAGAGCAUUCUUUUCUAACUGGGGCACAUGUGUCGAUGUGUUUGCCCCAGGCAUAAAUAUCAUGUCCACCUAUAUUGGUUCAAGAAAUGCAACUUUAAGUUUAUCAGGUACUUCAAUGGCGGCACCACAUGUUGCUGGUAUGUUAAGUUACUUUUUGUCAUUGCAACCUGCACCAGACAGUGAGUACUUUGAUAACGCCCUUUCACCUCAAGAAUUGAAAGAAAAGGUUUUGAAAUUCAGUACGCAUGGAGUACUAGGUGAUAUCGGUGACAAUACUCCCAACAGACUAAUAUACAAUGGGGGCGGUAAAAUAUUAGAUGACCUUUGGUAA
Saccharomyces mikatae IFO 1815 is the source of this 1437-nucleotide messenger RNA. It is a transcript of the gene YSP3, whose product is annotated as putative subtilisin-like protease YSP3. Gene Ontology annotation, biological process: proteolysis. The coding region runs from base 1 to 1437 and encodes 478 amino acids. The record is from RefSeq and is a predicted model, not a curated record. Gene Ontology annotation, molecular function: serine-type endopeptidase activity. Lineage: Eukaryota; Fungi; Ascomycota; Saccharomycetes; Saccharomycetales; Saccharomycetaceae. The transcript has a single exon.